Micropterus dolomieu (smallmouth bass) is the source of this 1514-nucleotide messenger RNA. It is a transcript of the gene ctns, whose product is annotated as cystinosin, lysosomal cystine transporter. The record is from RefSeq and is a predicted model, not a curated record. Lineage: Eukaryota; Metazoa; Chordata; Actinopteri; Centrarchiformes; Centrarchidae. The transcript is spliced from 11 exons. The coding region runs from base 166 to 1311 and encodes 381 amino acids. Gene Ontology annotation, cellular component: lysosomal membrane. Gene Ontology annotation, molecular function: L-cystine transmembrane transporter activity. Gene Ontology annotation, biological process: L-cystine transport.
GCGGUGAUGCUCCUGGUUGGUUGGCUGGUUGCUAACCGCCAAUCAAAUCAGAAGAAGAAGAAGAAGAAGAAGAAGAGGAAAAAAAUGAGUUUUGUCUUGUGACCCGCUGAAGAGGAAGCGGCCGAAAGAGCUCCUGCUGUUCGCAGUAUCCAUCAUUUUGCAGUAAUGUCUGGUCUGGUCUUGUCAAAGAGAUGGCUACCUGCUCACCUGCUCCUCCUGUGGAUGCUGAACAACAUCUCUGAGUCCAGAGUAUAUUUCUUUGCUCCUGAUGCUGUCACACUUGAGGAAUAUUCUAAAGCCAACAUCACCAUAACUUCAAGUUCCCCCAUCAACAAUUCAGCUGUGAUUCACUUAAAUGUAACCUACAGCUCCAAAUGGAACUACUCAUCUAUAAUCACAGUGCCUGACCAGGUGUUGCUGCCACUGGAGGCAACCUCAGUCAGUUUCAAUGUGACUACCCAUGAUGUCGGUCAGGUGACUACAUAUGUGCUUAGCAACAACACAGACCUCAACAGCUUGUCCAUCAGGAUCCGCUUUAUGGUUGUUCAUAGCAACAUCCUGACAGUCAUCAGUCAGGUGAUUGGCUGGAUUUACUUUCUGGCUUGGUCAGUGUCCUUCUAUCCACAAGCCUGGGAAAACUGGAGGAGGAAAAGUGUUGUAGGUCUCAACUUUGACUUCCUGGCUCUCAACCUAACUGGCUUCAUCGCAUACAGUGUCUUCAAUAUAGGGCUGUUCUGGGUUCCUUAUAUAAAGGAGGAGUUUUUGAAGAGGAACCCAAAUGGAAUAGACCCUGUCAGUGCUAAUGAUGUCUUCUUCAGUCUCCAUGCAGUCCUGCUGUGUUUCAUCUACAUCAUCCAGGCUGCUGUGUAUGAGAGGGGGGGUCAAAAGGUUUCCUGGACAGCCAUAAUCUUGUUGCUGAUUGGUUGGACAUUUGCCUUGGUCAGCCUGUUUCUUGCUGCAGCCAAACAGAUCACCUGGUUGGAUUGCCUCUACUAUUUCUCCUACAUUAAACUAGCAGUCACUCUGAUCAAAUAUGCGCCGCAGGCAUACAUGAACUACAGAAGACAGAGUACUGAGGGGUGGAGUAUUGGCAAUGUGUUGCUGGACUUUACUGGUGGAACUCUUAGUAUUCUACAGAUGAUCCUAGAGUCUUACAACAAUGACGAGUGGAGGCUGAUAUUUGGUGAUCCUACAAAGUUUGGUCUCGGUCUGUUCUCUGUGGUGUUUGACGUCCUCUUCAUGACUCAGCACUACUGUCUCUACAGACAGCCACCACAGUAUGAAGCUGUUGGAGAGCAACAAGAGGACUGAUGAUGACUCGGUGCUGUGUGGAUAAACUCGUGUCUGAUUUGUAUCCAGCUUGAGCUCAGUGGGCCGCCUCCUUAAAUAUCUCAGGAUCAGCACUUGUUCUUUACCACUGUAUGAAACUUUUUUGGUUGAUAGAAGGUACAAGAAAAACUGUUGUAUUGAUAUCAGUGCAAACACUUUCUAUUAAAUGCAAUAUCACAGCUGAA